AGCCGUGUGCUUCCGCGGGCUGUGGAGUCGCCGGGGUCUCGUGGCGGGGCGGCUGCUUCACCCGCUCCCUGCUUCCCCUGUAGGGACUCGCGGCCCCCGGCGGGCCGUGUCCAGUCAGAGACCGGGCCGCGCAGGUUAAGACUGAAGGUCAUCAUGUCUGGCAUCAAGCGAACAAUCAAAGAAACCGACCCCGAUUAUGAGGAUGUAUCUGUGGCUCUUCCAAAUAAGCGGCAUAAAGCAAUUGAGAAUUCAGCUCGAGAUGCUGCUGUGCAGAAGAUUGAGACUAUUAUCAAAGAACAGUUUGCUCUUGAGAUGAAGAAUAAAGAACAUGAGAUUGAAGUUAUUGACCAGCGGCUGAUUGAAGCGCGGAGGAUGAUGGAUAAACUUCGAGCCUGCAUUGUAGCAAAUUACUAUGCUUCUGCGGGUCUUCUGAAAGUUUCUGAGGGAGCCAAGACAUGUGAUACAAUGGUUUUUAAUCAUCCUGCUAUCAAGAAAUUUUUGGAAUCACCAUCUAGGUCAUCAUCCCCUACCAAUCAGAGAUCAGAAACACCAUCGGCUAAUCAUUCAGAAAGUGAUUCUUUAUCACAACACAAUGACUUCUUAUCUGACAAAGAUAAUAACAGCACUAUGGAUAUGGAGGAGAGACUCUCAAACAGCUUGGAGCAGAGGCCACGCCGAAAUGCUGGAAGGGAUACUUCCAGUGUUACUGGUUCCCGUAAAACAGAGCAGCGGGACACUGAUCUCACAGGAGAUGAGACUUCACGGCUUUUUGUGAAGAAAACCAUAGUAGUAGGCAAUGUGUCCAAGUAUAUCCCGCCAGAUAAGAGAGAAGAAAAUGACCAGUCAACCCAUAAGUGGAUGGUGUAUGUGCGAGGGUCUCGCCGUGAACCCAGCAUUAAUCAUUUUGUCAAAAAAGUGUGGUUCUUCCUUCAUCCCAGCUAUAAACCAAACGACCUUGUGGAAGUUAGAGAGCCUCCUUUUCACCUGACCAGAAGAGGCUGGGGUGAGUUUCCCGUCAGAGUCCAAGUACACUUUAAGGACAGCCAGAACAAGCGGAUAGACAUCAUACACAACCUGAAGCUGGAUAGGACGUACACUGGCUUGCAGACGCUUGGCGCAGAGACGGUAGUGGAUGUCGAGCUCCAUCGGCACUCUCUCGGAGAAGACUGCGUUUACCCUCAGUCCUCUGAGUCAGACGUCUCUGACGCCCCUCCGUCUUUACCUUUGACCAUUCCAGCCCCCGUGAAGGCUUCUUCUCCAAUAAAGCAGUCCCUCGAGCCGGGUCCCGACGCGGCUGGGGAGAAAGGAUUCCCAGCCAGCACUGAAGCUGAGAGACACACUACAUUUUAUUCUUUGCCAUCUUCGUUGGAAAGAACACCCACAAAAGUGACAGCAUCCCAGAAAGUUACCUUUUGUUCUCAUGGCAAUUCAGCUUUCCAGCCAAUAGCAUCAAGCUGCAAAAUUGUACCACAAAGUCAGAUUCCUAAUCCUGAGUCACCUGGAAAAUCUUUCCAGCCCAUUACCAUGAGCUGCAAGAUUGUCUCAGGUUCCCCAAUAUCAACUCCAAGUCCAUCACCAUUGCCUAGAACCCCAACUUCCACUCCAGUCCAUGUGAAACAGGGCACUGCCAGCUCGGUUAUAAACAAUCCUUAUGUUAUUGUGGAUAAGCCCGGGCAGGUUGUUGGAGCCUCCACAGCAAGUACAGGAAGUCCGACAAACAAGCUUUCCACGGCUUCUCAGGUCUCCCAAGGAACAGGUUCCCCUGUUCCUAAAAUUCACGGAAGUAGUUUCGUAACGUCUGCUGUCAAGCAGGAGGAUUCUUUGUUUGCAUCAAUGCCACCUCUUUGCCCAAUUGGGAGUCACCCUAAGGUUCAGAGCCCCAAACCUAUAACUGGAGGACUGGGAGCUUUCACAAAGGUGAUCAUCAAACAGGAACCUGGUGAAGCCCCUCACGUGCCCACAACAGGAGCUGCUGGUCAGUCACCACUUCCUCAGUAUGUGACUGUGAAAGGCGGUCACAUGAUAACUGUAUCCCCUCAGAAACAAGUCAUAACUACUGCAGAAGGGACUGCCCAGUCACCAAAGAUUCAGCCCUCCAAGGUGGUCGGGGUGCCAGUCGGGGCUGCCUUACCUUCCUCCGUGAAGCAGGCGGUGGCAAUCGGUGGCGGCCAGAUCCUUGUCGCCAAGGCCAGCUCUUCUGUGGCCAAAGCAGUCGGUCCGAAGCAAGUGAUGACCCAAGGAGUCGCCAAGGCAAUCGUGAGCGGAGGAGGGGGCACCAUCGUGGCACAGCCAGUGCAGACCCUGAGCAAGGCGCAGGUCGCAGCCUCCGGUCCCCAGAAGAGCGGACCCCAAGGCUCAGUAAUGGCAACGUUGCAGCUACCAGCCACUAAUUUAGCCAACCUGGCAAAUUUGCCCCCAGGCACAAAACUGUACCUUACCACUAAUAGCAAGAAUCCUUCCGGAAAGGGGAAGCUGCUGCUGAUCCCACAGGGAGCCAUCCUGCGAGCGACCAACAGUGCCAGCCUGCAGUCGAGCUCAGCCACGGCCAGUGCUGGUGGUGCAGGUGGAGGUGGUGGAGGAGGUGGCAGCAGUGGAGGAGCAGCAGGAGGAACCCAGAGCACUACCGGCCUUGGAGGGAUCUCCCAGCACCUGACUUACACAUCCUACAUCCUCAAGCAGACUCCCCAGGGCACAUUUUUAGUUGGCCAGCCCUCACCCCAGACGUCUGGAAAACAGCUAGCUGCUGGAUCAGUGGUCCAAGGAACACUGGGAGUGGGCUCCUCUUCUGCACAAGGGCAGCAGACAUUGAAAGUUAUCUCUGGACAGAAAACCACUUUGUUUACACAGGCAGCUCCCGGGGGGCAGGCGUCACUAAUGAAAAUAUCCGACAGCACCCUGAAGUCUGUGCCGGCCACCUCACAACUCUCAAAGCCUGGCACCACGAUGGUGCGCGUGGCAGGAGGUGUCAUUACAACCGCUGCUCCCCCCACCAUGGCCCUUUCUGCAAACGGGCCUGCACAGCAGCAGUCGGAAGGAACAGUGCCCAGCUCCUCAGCCGCUGCCGGCUCUGCGAUGAAAACUGUGGGGCAGACCCAGGUGUGUGUGAGCCAGGCCGCCGUGGGAACCUGCAAGGCCGCGGCUCCCGCUGUGGUCAGCACUGCAUCCCUGGUGUCCGCCCCGAGCCCUGUCUCUGGGAAGGCCACCAUGUCAGGUUUGCUGAAAAUUCACUCCAGUCAGUCCAGCCCACAGCAAGCAGUCUUGACGAUUCCCAGCCAGCUCAAGCCUCUCAGCGUGAACACCUCCGGCGGGGUGCAGACCAUCCUAAUGCCUGUGAACAAAGUGGUUCAGUCAUUUUCUGCCAGCAAAUCUCCCACCAUUCUGCCUGUGGCUUCCCCAGCUCCAGCUGUGCCCAGCUCUGCUCCAACAGCUGUUACCAAAGUGAAAACUGAACCGGAAGCCCCUGCACCCAGCUGCCUGUCGCAGGAGGUCCAGACAGCGGUGAAAACAGAAGAAAGUUCGGAGCUGGGCAGCUAUGUCAUUAAGAUAGAGCACUUGGAGACGAUUCAGCAACUCUUAACGGCAGUGGUAAAGAAGAUUCCAUUAAUCACUGCAAAAAGUGAAGACACCAGCUGCUUCUCCGCCAAGUCCGUGGAGCAGUAUUACAGCUGGAACAUCGGGAAGAGGAGAGCGGCCGAGUGGCAGAGAGCAAUGACCAUGCGAAAAGUUUUACAAGAAAUCCUGGAGAAGAAUCCACGGUUUCACCACCUGACACCCCUGAAGACCAAGCACAUUGCACACUGGUGCCGCUGCCACGGCUACACACCCCCGGACCCAGAGAGCCUGCGGAGCGAGGGCGACUCCAUCGAGGACGUGCUGACCCAGAUCGAUAGUGAGCCGGAGUGCCCGUCAUCCUUCUCCUCUGCUGAUAACCUCUGCCGGAAGCUGGAGGACCUGCAGCAGUUCCAGAAACGAGAACCGGAAAACGAGGAGGAAGUGGACAUCCUCAGCCUCUCGGAGCCGCUGAAGAUAAACAUCAAAAAAGAGCAGGAAGAGAAGCAGGAAGAAAUGAAGUUUUACCUGCCGCCCACCCCGGGCUCUGAGUUCAUUGGCGACAUCACACAGAAGAUUGGGAUCACGCUGCAGCCCGUGGCACUGCACCGGCACGUGUAUGCCUCAGUGGUGGAGGACAUGAUCCUCAAGGCCACAGAGCAGCUGGUGAGCGACAUCCUGCGACAGGCACUGGCCGUUGGGUACCAGACAGUGUCGCACAACAGGAUUCCCAAAGAAAUCACAGUGAGUAACAUCCACCAGGCCAUCUGCAACAUUCCCUUCCUGGACUUCCUCACCAACAAACACAUGGGGGUACUGAGUGUGGACCCAUAAGCACCAUCGCGCUGGGCAGGCGGACUGUUGUGACUGCUGUUUGGAGAGUGGCCACCAGACACUGCUUUUGCCUGCCUGACUGUACUGCAGUGUCCACUCCAAGUGAUACCAGUUAGGACAGAAGUCUGACGUCCUCCUUGCGGCAGGUUUGGAGCAGCCAAGCUGCAGGCCUGACUCCUCGGGACAGAAACAAGUCAGGCAUGGGGUCGCCAAGAGGCAGGCGGGGCUCCACAUUCAGCAAGGACCCUGCAGAAUUUCGCAUCAGGGAGCACAGUGCAGCCAUGAGGAACCAGGAUCGGGAUGAGCACUGAGCAGCAGCCGGGAAGGACUGGCCGAGCCGGGAGCCUGAGCCUCAGGAGCCGGCAGCAGCCUCUGGCCUGGCCUGCAGACUCCCAUGGGCUCCAAGCAGCUCACCAGCCCUCCAGGCUGUCUGUGCUGUCCUCCUGCCAGUUUCCCCAGGAGGAAACACCUGCGAGUGCCUUUAAGUCUGGAGGAGCUGCUCACCCAGUGCGGGCCUAAGCAGAGAGUGGGGUCAGCAGGAGCUGCAACAGGGAAGACAACGGGAGACGCUGCUCGGGCCCCUGACCUGCCUAUGCCAGGGCUGCGCUGCUCCUGUCCUGCCCAGUGAAUAAUAUUUGCAGCCUGUAAGCAGAGCCAGAGAAACGAACGCAAGCAGCAAGAUCCCAAUUCCACGGGACCCUAGGUGUCUGCUGGAAAUGAAGCCAGGUGGCGGAGUGGGAUCUGCCGCAUGCAGGAUGUGAAUACGGAGAAUCCUUUACAGCGGGGCGCAGGCCUCAGGGUCACUGCUGGGCCAGCGGAGCAGCUCAGUGGGUCCUCCUCAGCAAAAGGGCACAGGCUGCAAGAUCGGGAGACAGACGCCUGGAUAUAGGUGUGAGAGCCUAAGGAUGUUUUUUUGUGUGGGUUUUUUUUUUUUUUUUUUUUUGGGUGCCGGGGAUUGAACUCACGAUUUGGAGUUUGCCAAGCAGGCCUUGUGCCACUGAGCUAAACCCUUGGCCCUGGAUAUUUUCUUUUGUUUUGUUUUGUUUUUAUCGGUACCAGGGAUCGAACUCACGACUGCCUGCUUGCAAGGCAGGCGCUUAUGCCACUGAGCUAAAUCCCCAGCCCUUACGUUUUCUUUUUGAGAAAGAAAUAGUAAAUGAUUUUAAGCCGCUUGUGCUAAUGGAUCAGCACAUCUGCAGUAAGCCUUAGCAUUGGCGGUGGGCUGUGAUGCGCUACAGGCUGAGAGUUGAAUUCCUCUGCUUUCCAAAAAGAACUUGCAGCCCUAUAAAACAAUGGACUGCAGUUACAUGAAGGUCUAAACUUUGGGGGACACCUGUUGAGCAGCAGGGACAUUCUUUCUGACAGCUUCGCCCUUAAAUGAGCCCAGUGUUUCCUCCAAAAAGAGCAGAGGGAGGCAGCUCCUGAGGUCCUGCCGAGAGAGGUCACUUUGUCCGGCAGUGGGGUGCAGUGGGCUGAAAGAGGCCUCAAUGCCCAGGAGCCUCAUGCCGAGAGGCUGUUCAGACGCACAGGUGUCAGCACAGCUGGGAAGCCUGGGCAAGAAGAGGGAGAGGAUGCUUCCUGCCACCCACGCGCAGUGCAGACAGCCACAGGGCAGAGCUGAGAAGCCCUGGAGGCUGCAGGGAGGCGGGGAGACGAGGUGGGGGGGGUCGUCUUGAAGCAGCUCUUCAGGAAUCCUGGCAUCCUGUGGGCACUCACUGGUGCAGGACUGGGGGCUUCACUGCAUGUGCAGUGAGGCUCCCUCAUGUGCCACGCUUUGCUCUGAUACAGUUACCCACCAGGCUGAAUUGCUUUCCCUUUCUAAAAGCUUUUCCUUCCGAGAAUUAAUACAAAAAUGCUGAUUCUAUAGAAAUGUUGGCGAGCAUAAUAAAGGUGGGAAGCCAUCCA
Molecule: messenger RNA, 6288 nt
Organism: Cavia porcellus (domestic guinea pig)
Lineage: Eukaryota; Metazoa; Chordata; Mammalia; Rodentia; Caviidae
Gene: Yeats2
Product: YEATS domain containing 2
Exons: 31
Coding region: 154-4383 (1409 amino acids)
Biological process (GO): regulation of transcription by RNA polymerase II; chromatin remodeling
Cellular component (GO): ATAC complex; NuA4 histone acetyltransferase complex
Molecular function (GO): histone binding
Source: RefSeq, a predicted model, not a curated record